Molecule: messenger RNA, 2298 nt
Organism: Pelobates fuscus (common spadefoot toad)
Lineage: Eukaryota; Metazoa; Chordata; Amphibia; Anura; Pelobatidae
Gene: DDX5
Product: DEAD-box helicase 5
Exons: 12
Coding region: 168-1979 (603 amino acids)
Biological process (GO): alternative mRNA splicing, via spliceosome
Cellular component (GO): cytoplasm; nucleus; ribonucleoprotein complex
Molecular function (GO): RNA helicase activity; mRNA 3'-UTR binding; ribonucleoprotein complex binding
Source: RefSeq, a predicted model, not a curated record
CAUUAAGCUGCUCCCCUUUCCCUGGUAACAUCAGACACGGAGUCCCCAUCUUCCCCCUGAGAUCCUCUCACACCGGGACCAGCAAACACCCACCCACUCUCUCACCAAGUAACCCAGCUCCGUAUCCGUCCGCAGGACCCCGCUCCGGCCUCAUCAUUUUCCCCAACAUGCCCGGAUACAACGACCGAGACCGCGGCCGCGACAGAGGUUAUGGAGGUGGCCCUCGUUUUGGUGGGAGCAGAGGUGGUUCCUCAGGAAAAUUCGGAAACCCUGGUGAGAGGCUGAUGAAAAAGAAAUGGAAUUUGGACGAAUUACCUAAAUUUGAAAAGAACUUCUACCAGGAACAUCCAGAUGCCGUCAAACGUUCACCGCCAGAAACAGAACAGUUCAGAAGAAGCAAGGAGAUCACUGUAAGAGGAUUUAACUGCCCCAAACCAGUCCUUCACUUCCACGAAGCAAACUUCCCAGCAAAUGUCAUGGAGACCGUCAAACGUCAGAACUUCACUGAACCUACUCCCAUCCAAAGUCAGGGCUGGCCAGUAGCUCUGAGUGGGUUAGAUAUGGUUGGUGUAGCCAUGACUGGUUCUGGAAAAACACUUUCUUACCUUCUCCCUGGAAUUGUUCAUAUAAACCACCAGCCGUUCUUGCAGCGUGGUGACGGACCAAUUCUCUUGGUGCUGGCGCCUACUAGAGAACUGGCUCAGCAAGUACAGCAGGUGGCAGCAGAGUAUGGAAGAGCUUGUCGCUUGAAGUCCACCUGUAUUUAUGGGGGUGCUCCUAAAGGACCACAGAUCCGUGACUUGGAAAGAGGAGUUGAAAUCUGCAUCGCAACACCAGGCAGGUUAAUUGACUUCUUGGAAGCUGGAAAAACUAAUCUUAACAGAUGCACAUACCUGGUACUCGAUGAAGCUGACAGAAUGCUCGAUAUGGGUUUUGAACCUCAAAUAAGAAAGAUUGUGGAACAGAUCCGGCCUGAUAGGCAAACACUGAUGUGGAGUGCUACCUGGCCCAAGGAAGUAAGGCAGCUUGCUGAAGACUUCUUAAAGGAUUAUGUCCACAUUAACAUUGGUGCACUGGAACUAAGUGCAAACCACAACAUCCUUCAGAUUGUGGAUGUGUGUAACGACGGGGAAAAGGAUGACAAGCUUGUCAGACUGAUGGAAGAAAUUAUGAGUGAAAAGGAAAAUAAGACCAUUGUCUUUGUAGAGACAAAGCGACGUUGUGAUGAACUCACACGCAAGUUAAGGAGGGACGGGUGGCCUGCAAUGGGCAUUCAUGGCGACAAAAGUCAGCAAGAACGUGAUUGGGUUUUAAAUGAGUUUAAACAUGGUAAAUCUCCCAUCUUGAUCGCUACAGACGUUGCCUCUAGAGGUCUAGAUGUGGAAGAUGUGAAAUUUGUCAUCAAUUAUGACUACCCAAAUUCAUCAGAAGACUAUAUCCAUCGAAUUGGAAGGACAGCCCGUAGUAGCAAAACAGGCACUGCCUAUACCUUUUUUACGCACAAUAAUCUAAAGCAAGUGAAUGAUCUGAUCUCUGUGCUCCGUGAGGCCAACCAGGCAAUCAACCCAAAGCUCCUGCAGCUUGUGGAAGACAGAGGUCGUUUCAGAGGAGGACGAGGAGGAAUGAACGACCGACGUGACAGAUACUCUUCAGGCAAGCGGGGUGGUUGGGAUAGGGAAAACUACGACCGUGGGUUUGGGGGCAAAAGAGACUUUGGAAACAAGUCACAAAAUGGGUUCGGAGGACAGUCUUAUGGCAAUGGUAACGCCUAUUCAAAUGGCUUUAAUGGAAAUUCUCUACAAGGCUUCCGUGGCGGAGCUCAGACAGGCACCUUUCAAAACUUCAAUGGCAGUCAGCCGUAUGCACCCGCCAUGCCAAAUGGAAUGAACCAGCAACCAUACACGUAUCCUACCGCAGCCCCAGCAGCUGCUGCCGCCCCAAUGUUGGGUUACCCAAUGACUACAGCAUACCCCCAGUAAGCUGUAAACGCACUGUUUCUUUUUUUGUUUCUUUUUUGUUUUUGUAUUUUAUUUUCCAUACUUGCUCUUUAUAUUGUGUUUCAGACCAGAGUAGUUAUUUAAGAAAAAGUCUCUACAGUAAUGCAGAAAUAUCUGCCAAGCAGCAGUGACUGUGUUGCACUUUUUCACUAUUUAAGUUAACUGUUUCUCUACAUUCCUGAAGCAAUUUUAGUUAUUUUUUUGUACUAGGAAAGCCAGUGUUCACAUGUAAAUGUACAGUGAUUUUGAAGUACUGUAAUGGAGGCAGUGCAUGGCCUUCAAUAAAGAUCAUUUAACUCAA